Papilio polytes (common Mormon) is the source of this 4726-nucleotide messenger RNA. RefSeq names its product alpha-catulin (gene alpha-Catr). Gene Ontology annotation, molecular function: actin filament binding; cadherin binding. The record is from RefSeq and is a predicted model, not a curated record. Bases 409 to 2901 code for a protein of 830 amino acids. The transcript is spliced from 13 exons. Gene Ontology annotation, biological process: cell adhesion; Rho protein signal transduction. NCBI's taxonomy places the organism in Eukaryota, Metazoa, Arthropoda, Insecta, Lepidoptera, Papilionidae.
UUCCGCCGGCGCCGAGCGCAGUGAACGAGUAACUCGCUACGUCCGUGACGUUCUACAUCUUGUAGUUGCAUCGCGUUAAUUCGCUGACGUCGUCAAUGAUUCGCUGACUUUUACGCCUUAUCCAAAGUCGUAACAUUAUUUUGGGAUUCGUGCAAUCGUUGGCUCGCGACGUCGCAGUAACGUCUUGCGUCACAUGACGCCGAAGUUUCCCGCCCGACGACUAUCUGUUGCUUAUUCAUCGCGCAAUCGCAGUGAGUACGCUCCGUGAUGGCGCUUUCUUCGAACGCCGUUAACUUCCUUUCCGACAAUUUUUAUUUUCUAAUACAGAACAUAAGUUCUUAUAUUAAAUUAGGGCAUGUCCGUAGUAUUAUUAAGUGAGGUCAUGGUAGCCUGAGGUGGAAAAGAGCGAUGCUAAGUGCUAGUUUGCGUAAGUGUCAGGGCGGGCGGCCACGUGUAGUUGGUGCGGCGUGUGUGCGGGUCGCGGGCGGGCGGGCGCGGAUCGAUGGCCGGGCCGGCAACGGCAGUGCCGCGGCGGACGCGAGCGGGGCGGCGGGGCGGCGCGGUGCCGCAACGACACUCGGCCCACUCGGCACGUGCGCCUCCGCGCCCGCGCUAGCGCUAGCGCGUCCUUCACGCGCGAUCACCGCUCGCACACUUGACGCGCGCUCGUCCGAUAUGGACACGCUUUCCGAUGACGAUGAGUACGCGCGCCGGGAGCACCAGAUCAGUAGCCUGGUGGCAACACGCGGUGAGGCGGCAGGUGGCGCAGCUGUUCAGCGCGUGGGUGCCGCGGUGUGCUGCGCGGUGGAGCGCUUCGUGGCGGUUGGAGAGACGAUCGCUGACGACAACCCCGACGUGCGCCACAGCAUGGUCCUCGCCUGCAAGGAAGCCCGUGCCGCAGGGCGUGCUAUCGAGCGGGUGUGCAGCACCGGAGGCGCGGGUGGCGGGAUUGCAGAGGGCGCGGGGAUGGUGUGCGCGGCGCGAGCGCUGCUGGCCGCUGUCACGCGCGUGCUGCUCCUCGCAGAUAUGGUGGUCGUGCGACAGCUCCUACUGGCCAAAGACAAGGUGGCGCGUUCCCUGGACCGUUUGGAGUCUGUGUCUAACUUUGCGGAGUUCGUUCGCGCGUUCACUGAGUUCGGUGGCGGGAUGGUGGAGUUAGCGCGGUUGACAGCGGAGCGGCGCGCGGACCUGCGCGACGAGAGACGACGAGCGCAAGUCGCCGCCGCCAGGAAUGUUCUAGAACGAUCCACGCUCAUGCUACUCACAUCCUCUAAGACGUGUAUGAGGCACCCAGGCAGUGCCUCGGCGAGGGAGAACCGUGACACUGUGUUCUGUCAGAUGCGACGAGCCAUGGACCUCAUACACUACGUAGUGCGCGACGGUCUGCCCGGACACGAGGAGCAAUCGCACGAGGCGGCGCAGUGGGAGGCGGGCACCGCGUUGGGCGCACUGCGUGGGCUCACAGCGCAGGUGCGGGCGGCGCGGGCGCGUGGCGGGGCUGAUGCAGCGAGGAGGCGAGCCCUUGCCAGCACCCUCCGAGCCCUGGUCGAGAGGACACACGACUUCACUGACUCCGCAUACACCUCGCACGACCACAGACAAAGAAUAUUAGCACUCGCCGAGAGGAUAGCCUACGAAUUAGAAAGGCUAGUCGCCGUUGCUGUUUCUAUGGAGGAGCAGAGCGGUGGCAGCAGUUGCGGAGGUGGGGCGGCGCUCGAGAGCGCGUGCGCAGGCGCGGCGGGGGCGGCGGGUGAGCUGGAGCGCGCGCUAGUGGCAGCGGCGCGGGAGCAGGCGCGAGACCUGCCGCCUCUGGCCGAGGACGCGCGCCGCCUGGCCGCCGACCUCGCCUACAUAGGUAACCCCCCGCGCUCCAUAGCGAGCAGCGGCAGCGAGAGAGAAUCGGAGAGACUGCACAAUAUAGCCAGCCGGCUGCACGAACAAUUAGAUCAUAUUAUAGAGGUAUGCAAACUUCUCCGGCAUAUAGCAAUGUCGGAAACUUUACAAGUGAGUGCAAAGUUCGCUGAAAUCAACCUUAGGAUAUACGGUCCGCAAGUGGUGACGGCGGCGCGGACGCUCGCAGCGCACCCCGGCAGCGCGGCCGCGAGGGAAAACCUCGACGUGUUUGUAGACAUGUGGGCGUGGCUGCUGAGCGACGCUGCACGACUAGCUAAGGAACUCCUCGACCUCACAGAUGACAGACCAGACAAACAGCAAUACAGCAGUUUACCAAGGCCUGGGAAACAUGGGACGACAAGUAAACCUCUGAAAGCUGUGCGGUUAGAUUCAGAUGAACAAGCUAAAAUCGCCAAGUCGGGUCUGGAGAUGAAAAUGAUGUCCUCUGAGAUGGACGCAGAGACUGAAAAAUGGCAGGGAGCUGACGAGAAUAAUGAUAUUGUGAAGAGGGCGAAAAAUAUGUCUUCCAUGGCCUUCGCUAUGUACCAAUUCACAAAAGGUGAAGGCCGACUAAAUACGACGCAAGACCUCUUCACGCAAGCUGAGUAUUUUGCAGAAGAAGCGAAUAGAUUGUACAAAAUAGUUCGACAAUUCUCAUACCAGGUCCCAGCGGGAACGAUGAAGAAGGAGUUGUUAGAACACUUGGACAAGGUGCCGACGUAUGUGCAGCAGCUGCAGUUCACGGUGAAGGAGCCAACGGUAGGACGCGCCGCCACAUUCAGCAAAGUCGACAACGUCAUCCAGGAGACCAAGCACCUCAUGAACGUCAUCAGCAAAGUAGUCACCACCUGCUUCGAUUGCGCAAACAAGUACAAACUCGACUUCACCGGUUUGUCCGCGGGCGGCGCGGGGUCAGGCGCGGGCGGACGGGCCCGAGACGAGGACACGGCGGGCGGAGGCGGCGGCGAUGCGAAGCCCGGCGGGAGCUCCUCCGACACGGCUAUGUGACAGUACGGCAUGGGCCGGCGCGGCAAGGGCGACGCGCGCCGGACCAGGGUCAGCUUCCUCUUGUUCUAAAGGCUUUAACGUCUUGAACUCGUCGCCUCGGGUCGGACGGACAAACGCUGCGGGCUCGCUUACAACAAUACAGUUGUCUAUCACCCAAUAUUGGUACGUGUCUUCAUUUUAAGAUAUUUGUAAUCUUGCUAGUAAAGACUUUGAUGUGAUACAUAGUCGCUAGAAUUGCCAAAGCAAAUAAUAAAACUUUUUAAAAUUGUACAUAAAUUUCAUUAGAAGCGACUGUUAAAUACCAAAAACGGUAAAAGCUAAACAUCAAUUAUAGUAUAUAGUAAAAGUUUAAAGUUGUGAUAACAAUAUGAAAUACAGCAAAUUGAUCUAAUGAACUCAAAAGUACAUUUUAUUGGCUUAUAAAGAGAGAUAUUAGAGCCAUUAUAGGUUUACAUUUUCCUAAAGUGAUCUGUGGCGUUUGUCCUUUUCCGACCGUUUUGCUGUCAAUCCAUUGAACUGUUUGGAAAUAAACUGUUUUGAUGGGUUGCAGCAAACAUUUAGUUGUAUAACGAUAAUUAGUGCGAUAGACAGAUAAAGCUUCGGCAGACCACUUGCGACACACAAAAGCAUAUACGUAAUGCUGACGCCAAUUAAAAUAAGGUACAUGUUGAUUUGAUUUUUGUAUAAACGAACAUAAAAAUACGAUGAAUUUUGAUGUAAUUUUGUUAUACUGGUCUAUUACGUCAUUUUACGUAUUUUCACAUUCAAUCUUUUGUACUUCUAGUGUAAGUAGCAAUCAUGUGAGACGUUAGGAUACAUCACAAUGACAUCGUAAAAUGUGAUCAUAAAUUAAUGAGUGAAAACGUACAAUAAUCAAUAUUUAUUACAUUUUAAUGUUACACAUUGUUAUAUCAAAUACGUAAACGACACAGAGGAUACUAUUUUUUUAUGUUUCCCCCUUAGAUAAUAUUUUAAUUAUCAUAAACUUUAUGUAUAGUAUGUAUACUAACCCAAAUGCUUUUAUUAAAUUUUAUGUUUAAAUCUGUCUUCUAAAACGCACACUUGCACCUUUGUGGUCCUGUCGCACUUUUUUUUGUUUUUUGCACGGCACGCUUCCUCAAUUUGUUUGGCAGUAUAAUAGUUACUUGUACAUGGCAACAUACAACAUUCUACUUCAAUAACACUGCGUCACUAUCAUUCGAUGUGUAUCCGUGUUAGCCUUUUGUCUUAUCCAUUUCGUGUAUAUAGUGCGGUUAUUGAUAUGAGACUCGCGUGGCGGACACUGCAUGAUUGUGAAACAAAAAAGAUAGAUGUGUGUUGCAUGUGUGUAUACGUUAUGGAUGUCGUACUUCAUCUGUCCAAGGGGGAAGAUGUUAAGCACUAAGAUGAGGGAAAAUUGACUCUGGUUGCUCCUAGCACCCACGUCGCCUGAGAAACUAUGUGUUAUAUAGACCAUUCGCCGCAGUAACGCAAAGGGCAGGGUAAAGACAGGCGUUGCACCCGCCUUGCAUGCGCCCGUGUGAUUUCCGCUGGCCUUGCGAUCAUACCGCUAGCAUGCUCGAACAACGACUUGGCUAUUGAUGUUGGCAAUAAUUAACAUAUCACGUAUUUGUUAGGUGUUAAAUUGUUUAUUGUAUAUCACGUUAUUUAGUGUAUAAAACAUUGUAGGUUGAAAAUAAACGUGCCUCGCUCUUAGUUUUAUAUUUGGAAUAUCGUUAAACAAGUGAUCGUGGUAACAUCAGUUACUUCAUAUUUAGAUUUUUAUAUUGGCUUAAAUAUGUAACUAAGCAAUAAAAUUACUUUCUAGAUACAUUUCAUCGAAAUA